Hevea brasiliensis (rubber tree) is the source of this 1080-nucleotide messenger RNA. Its product is annotated as rubber elongation factor protein. NCBI's taxonomy places the organism in Eukaryota, Viridiplantae, Streptophyta, Magnoliopsida, Malpighiales, Euphorbiaceae. The record is from RefSeq and is marked validated.
CGUUUGCUUUGCGAUACUCCAUGUGCUUUACUUACCCCAUGAGGGUCAUGCGCGAAUCACGAUAGAACCAAUACAACAGCAACACGUUUACACGCUCCUUUUCUUAACAGCUGGCCUGCCAUUCCCACGAAUUUCCAUCUAUAAGUAGAGAGGUUUGGUUUUAGCAUCAAACCAUAAUCGGUUGAUAGCCUCCAUCAGCGUUUUCAGAAAGGCGGGUUUCUUUUUUGAAACUUAAGCGACUGCGUUUUGAAUUUUGAUCUUCCAUUUUUGCAAAAGGAAAUCUUCGAUUAUGGCUGAAGACGAAGACAACCAACAAGGGCAGGGGGAGGGGUUAAAAUAUUUGGGUUUUGUGCAAGACGCGGCAACUUAUGCUGUGACUACCUUCUCAAACGUCUAUCUUUUUGCCAAAGACAAAUCUGGUCCACUGCAGCCUGGUGUCGAUAUCAUUGAGGGUCCGGUGAAGAACGUGGCUGUACCUCUCUAUAAUAGGUUCAGUUAUAUUCCCAAUGGAGCUCUCAAGUUUGUAGACAGCACGGUUGAUGCAUCUGUCACUAUUAUAGAUCGCUCUCUUCCCCCAAUUGUCAAGGACGCAUCUAUCCAAGUUGUUUCAGCAAUUCGAGCUGCCCCAGAAGCUGCUCGUUCUCUGGCUUCUUCUUUGCCUGGGCAGACCAAGAUACUUGCUAAGGUGUUUUAUGGAGAGAAUUGAGCCCCAAUUUGCACCAAUUGCUUCCAACUAAGCAAGAUAAUGAUAUGCUCAAGAAUAUAUAUCUAUUGUGAGCUUUUUUUAUGUUCUCAUCCUGAGUGUUGAGACUAUGUUUUCGUUUGAAUAUUAAACUGUGUUUUAUUAUGUGUUUUGAAUAUUCAUAAUGAGAAUAAAGGGCCAAUUGAAUUAUUGGCCAAUAUGUAAUGAUACAUAAAUUUCGUGAUUGAGUUGGAGGAGGUUUUAUUAAGAACAAUGGAUUAAAAUAAUGUAAAAAAUACUUGUCUUUCUUUUCUUUUGUUUUGUGUUCUGUUUGAAUCUAUUCAAAAUUCGGAUGGAUGGAUGAAAUGAAAGAGUGUAACAAGUGUGUUAUGCGAUGU